This is a messenger RNA of Mus caroli (Ryukyu mouse), 718 nucleotides long. It is a transcript of the gene Cst8, whose product is annotated as cystatin 8. The record is from RefSeq and is a predicted model, not a curated record. NCBI's taxonomy places the organism in Eukaryota, Metazoa, Chordata, Mammalia, Rodentia, Muridae. Gene Ontology annotation, molecular function: cysteine-type endopeptidase inhibitor activity. Gene Ontology annotation, cellular component: extracellular region; cell surface; cytoplasm.
GGCAUAAGUGUGAGCUGAGAGUGUGGGAAACCCAGAAGAACCACAAGCUGGGGUGGCCAGAGUGAGGAAGGAGCCCAGCAGGACGAGCAGGUGGGAGAGUCACAGAAAGUUCGACAGACCUACAGAGGCAUCAGUGGCUGCUCCUCUGCAGCUCAAGCCCCGAGGAGACGUAGAGGACAUCUCUUGUACCUUUUGACUGAGGGACCAUGGCAAAACCCUUGUGGCUCUCCUUGAUCCUUUUCAUCAUUCCAGUGGCCCUGGCAGUUGGUGUGGAUCAGUCCAAGAAUGAAGUGAAGGCACAGAGCUACUUUGGAUCCAUUAAUGUCUCUAAUGCCAAUGUGAAGCAGUGUGUUUGGUUUGCCAUGAAAGAAUACAACAAGGAAAGUGAGGACAAAUAUGUCUUCCUUGUGGACAAGAUACUCCAUGCCAAACUUCAGAUCACAGACCGAAUGGAAUACCACAUUGAUGUUCAGAUCACCCGCAGCAAUUGCAAAAAACCUUUAAACAAUACUGAAAACUGCAUCCCUCAAAAAAACCCAAAACUGGAAAAAAAAAUGAAAUGCAGCUUUCUGGUAGGAGCACUUCCCUGGAAUGGCGAGUUCAACCUGUUGAGCAAAGAAUGUAAAGAUGUCUAAGGGUGUCUUGGAGCACCCCUCCCACUUCUGGGUCUGCUUUUCUCUGUAAUAAAGAGCAACCUGUGGUUCAAGUCUGUCACCAA